Molecule: messenger RNA, 8985 nt
Organism: Frankliniella occidentalis (western flower thrips)
Lineage: Eukaryota; Metazoa; Arthropoda; Insecta; Thysanoptera; Thripidae
Gene: ca
Exons: 30
Coding region: 156-5960 (1934 amino acids)
Molecular function (GO): protein binding
Source: RefSeq, a predicted model, not a curated record
CUGGAGUCAGUUCGUCCAGGCUUUCUGCGGUAGAGAGCGCCACCACGAUAAUUUUAGACAAACGAUGUCUGCUCUUCUAAAAGCAAUUCAAGUCAAAGCUGGAAAAUAUACUGUCGAGGAAUUAUCGUGGCUAAGCUAAAAGACAGCCCCAUGCAAUGGGGGCGAACGAAGGACAGCAGGUCUUCCAACUCCAACAUGUCCUAUCUGCUGAAAACAUUCAACUUAGUGCACGCUCUCAAGCAAACAAUCGACAAAUUAUAGCUUUGGUAACACAGAAUGGUGAUCUUAUUUUAUACUAUAUCAAUGGGGAAGCACCUGCAGUAUUGAGAAGGGUUCCAUGGUUCUUAGAAAGAGAAAAGAGAAUUACAUCCUUAGCAUUCCAUCCAGCUGGUUCCUGGCUUUUAAUUACUGGUUGGGAUGGAUUUUUACAUAUAGUUCCUGCCUUAUCCCUUGUGGAUCCCAAAUCAGUUUGUGAUCAAAGCUGGAACCCAUUAGAUCUAACUUCCUUCCCAGCCGUUACAACAUCUCCCCCAACAUGCUGUGUAUGGUGGCAGAGUACUGCUCUAGGUCAUCAGAUGGGAUUAGUUGGCACAGAGUCAGGAGACAUUGCAUUGAUAAACCUGAAUACUGGCCAACGCCUAGGAACAAGAAAAAUAUCAGGCUCAUUGUCCAUGCUUCAUGUUUGCCAUGAUAACUCCGAUUCAGCUUACCUCUUAAUGACAUGUGAAGAUAGACAACAAUGGCGUGUUCUUUUAGAAGAUAGAGAUGGUAGCUGGUUUUGGCCUGAAGAACCUGGAAAGAGCACUAACAGAAUACUUUUAAGGGAUGAGAUAAAUGGCCUUUCCCCAGCACCUUCUACUCGGUCGAGGCUACAAGGACUCAAGCAAAUGUCAGUUGAGAAGAUAGCAAUCAUUCGCCAAAAGCUGGCUGAAACCAGAUCAAAAACAACAACUACUAGUCUUAGUACUAACUCAAAUGUGACAAGUAGGAGAGGUAGCAGCAGUAGUGACGGUUCUGCUCGGAGCUCGGAUGCUUCUUCAACUCCCAGUGCUAACAUUGUUCCCCAGGUGGAAAAUUUAAGGUGGAUAGUAAAUGCGUUUUUGUGGCCCCAAACACUCCGGGGUCGACAGGUUCUUUCUGCUUAUCAUGCACAAUCAAGCUUUGUUUCAAUGUAUAAGAUCGAAGAUUUGGAGCAGCCACCUGCUUAUGGUCACAAAUUGUUAUUCCCAUGUCGAGAUAUGUUAGUUACCGAACGUUUUCUUUAUUUGACUGACACAACAGCAAAGCGCUUUGCUGUUGUAUCAAGUAAACUGUCUGAGUGUCGCAGGCAUGAUGAUUUGGAGCAAAGUCCAGAAUCAGUAGUUGAUUUGUUUGAAUUUCCCGGUGAAGAAAGAAUCGUCGCACUUUACAAAGUUUCUAAUUCAAGAGUCUUCCACAGCAGUACAAUUCCUGUUGUUUCUGCAAGUGGUUCUAGUGUUAAAUCCUCAAAACAUUUACAAACUGAGAAUACAACUGCUAAAUCUGCGACAGAAGCUCCAAAAUCUCAUGAGCAAUGGCUAGAACAGGAAAUAGAAAAGUUAAGAGGGCAACCGGUGGACACAUGCAUUUUAGUGACUAGUCAUGGCGUCUAUCAUGUAGUUCUAAAACAAUGCCCAGUGAAAAAGGUUUUAAAUCAUCUUUUGGCCGGUGUUGAACCAGAUAAGGCAGGGCAGUUACUGUGUGCUGAGUCCCUAUCCCGUAUGUUUGGCCUUGACCUCCAGAAACUCCUUGAGCUAGCUGGUGAUAUCCAGCUUUACAAAGGAAAUUACAUCAAAGCGAUUGAACUCUUCAAAUUAGCAAGGUGCCGACAAAUUAAGUGGAUUGUGAAACUUGCUGCUGGAGGACACUCUUCCCAAUUAUUAAUUGCCCUACAAGAAGGAGCAUUGAACAGUUCUCAGGAGGCUAAUCCCCUUGAACGCUGUCAGCUUUCAAAUCUUGCCGUUCUUUGUCAAGCCCAACAAUACCUUGCUACCCAGUCAACUGAUAUAUUUAAUGGAUUUUUAAAAUUUUUGAAACUUAACCAACAUUAUGACGAACUAAUGGCUGUCAACAUAUUUGGCCAAAACCAUUUAUGGUCAUUUCUUAAUGAGCUUGCUUGCUUCCGUGGGCUUCUUCCUGAAGUUCUUGAGGCCCAAGCAAAAAUGAUGUCGCAUGCUCUAACUGACUGUGAAACUUCACAAAAACAGCAGAAGUUGCUUCUGAUAUCUCAAUCUGGCUUUUGGGAAUGUGUCAGUGAAGGCUGCCUUCGAGAAGCCUUUCUUCAAAGGCCUCAAUUGGUUCGCAUUCAUUCUAGUUUUGUGAAAUCAUGCCUUGGUGUGUUAGAACUGAAUAUUUUAAAGCGCCUAGCUACUCUGUACGAUCCAACAGACCCAGCCCUUCGACCUGGUCUUCUUCAACUUUUUAGAUCUAAUCGUUCAAGGGAAGGUAGUAAUGAACGAGAGCUUUCUCUAUCUUUUGAUAGUGCUUCUAUCAGUUCCUAUUCUAGUGACUUCAUUGAAACAUCUGCAACAUCUGAAAAUGUUGCAGUUAUGGAAGAAAUUGUUAUGACAUUUUUACUUAUACUCCUACAAAUUUCUCACAAAAGUCAUGAUUGUGAGUAUCGACCUGAUCUUGCCUCUAGUGUAAUCAGAUUACCCAAACGAAUGACUGAUACACUUCCAUCUCAGGGUGUGGAAGUGCUGUCAUUAGUUACUUGUGAACUAGCUGCAGGCUAUGGCCAUGGAGCAUUGGUUCGAAACUCUGGUCUUUUUACUUGGGGGCGAAAUAUUCAAGGCUCUUUAGGCAUUGGCCCAAGUAUGACUCGCCUGAGUCAGCCUCGGCCAAUCCUAACAUUCAACUCCCUUAGGACUCGUGUUUUAAGUGUAGCUUGUGGUCAAAACCAUACUUUAGCUCUAACUGAAAAUGGGUUGUACUCCUGGGGAUCGUCUAUUUACGGACAACUUGGGCUGGGAAAGAUUUCUCAAUCUCCCUACCCAAGAUUAAUUACAGCUUUAUUAGACUACCGCAUAGUAGCAGUUGCAGCUGGUCAGUAUCACUCAUUAGCUCUUACUUCAACAGGAAGGGUAUUCACUUGGGGUUGGGGUGUCCAUGGUCAGCUUGGGCAUGGCUCUGUUGAAAAUUACUCCUUUCCUUCUGCAGUACAUGCUUUUGAGGGUCAGGUUGUUAGUGCUAUAGGUGGAGGACAUGCUCACAGUUUGUUCCUGUUGAGUUCUGGCCAAGUAUUUGGUUGUGGUUCUAGUGUUUUCGGUCAGCUGGGAACUGGAAGUAAUAGCAAAAGUAGUUUACCAGUUCCAGUGUGCAACUUACCAGAGAGCAUUACUGCCAUUGCAACCGGAUACUUCCACAAUUUAGCAAUCAGUAAAUCUAACCGUCUGUAUAUUUGGGGUUCAAGUCCACAAGUUCUGCGCAUGCAAGCACAAGCACAAAAAAAAGCUAGAAUGCUUUUGCAACAGCAACUACUGCAGCAGCAACAACAGCAACAACAGCUACAGCAACAACACCUAGAAAUUCAAAUGCAAAAAGAUGAACACAAAGAAUUGAGUCCUUCUCCACCAGCAAGGCCACCUGUACCACAAAUAGCUGGUGCACAUAGUAAAAUUGGUGGUCAGGAAAAAGAAUCGAGUGAUGACUACCCUGAUGACCAGUUCCAAAUAAUAACAUUGAAGGAUUGUGAGGAUAAUAAUGAGGAUAACUGUGAAAAUCCUAAUGUGGAAAAUGGUUCUGUUAUGGCUUCUUCAGUUGAAAAAUUAGAUCCUGUUAUUUCCCUUGCUGCUAAGGCCAUGAACAAUGUACGAUUGAAUGGUCCUCAAGAAAAGUUUGAUGAUCCACUGAAUGCUACAUCCAUGUUCCCAAUGCUGAGCUCAACCGAUGCACCAUCUGUAGAAAACUCUUCAAUUCCUGGUGUAUCAACUCUACAAAAUGAAAAGGGAUCAGAAAGCCUUGAUAAGUCUGUUCUUCCUAUCCCUGAUUUGUUAGCAGAGGCAGUCCCAAAAGUUGCUGUUGAUCUAGUCCAAACCUCAACAAAAGUAGUGGUGUCUUCUCCUCAAACAGAAGUGGUUACGGUUCCUUACGUCAGUGCAGAUACAGAAACAUCACAAAUUCAUCUCUUACCUGUUUUAGUAGAUACUUCAUUGGUUGAAGGCUUGAUAGCAGAGGUGGCUUGUGGCUGUCAUCAUUCUUCUCUUGUAACUGAAGAAGGUCGAGUUUAUACAUGGGGAAGGAAUAUUGAUGGGCAGUUAGGGCACAGUGGUAGGAAAGAGGCUGUUAUUCCAACUCUUGUACCUGAUAUUCGAGCUGCUCAAAUUGCAUGUGGUGCUGAUUUCACUUUAGCACUGCAUGCAGAUGGUCAAGUCUUUGGUUGGGGAAGCAAUGCCACUGCUCAGGUUGGACGAAUGCCUCAAAAAGAACCAAAUAAAGGUUUGGAGGGGAAGACAAUAAUGUUAAGCACAAGUAAAAGGGUCAUUAAAAUUCCCAACAGUGCAAAUAAUCGUGUUGAAAACCCACAAGAAAUUCUAGGAAUACCGCCUAGUAGUCCCACUCCUGCUUACUCUAGUGCUACAUUAAGUGCUGCACCUGCUGCUGUAUGGGCUACUGAAUUAAGUACACUUGAGAAACCACCUUAUGGUUCGCUGACUCUUCAUUGGGCGUUGCAUCGAUUUUUCCCUUACUGCAAUCAUGCAUCUUUGCUGCAAAAGGCACUGCAACACAACAAUUUACAAGCUGCAGGGCGCCUAGCACUUCUAGCCAAAGAUAUUCCAGCUUCAUUGGGUUACCAUUUGGAUGCCUUUAUUUUGAGUUGGAAACAUUACCCCGGUUUAAAUGAGAAUAUUGAUGGCACAAGUGUAGAUAAGACAAUAAUUGAUAACCAAGCAAGCCAAGUUCAGCCAGAUAUAUGUGCAAAAGCAGUUUCAGUUGAUUAUUUGGAACAUACAUCCUCAACAGCAACUCUAACAGAUGAAAAUGGGGGAUCAUCUCAUACCAAUAAUUCCAGCAAUAACUCUGAGAUCCACGCUUUUGCUGUCCAAGGUGGUAAUGAAGAAAUGUCUGAAGGGACUGAUUCAGAACACACAAAAUCAAAUCAACAACCAUCAGAUGAAACAUCAAGUUUAGCAUCAGUGAGCCUGGACGAGCAGGAUGUUUCCCUAGCAAAAUCGGGUUCACCUCUUGAGGUUGAUGGCAUGAGUGAGUCAGUAGAAAAGGCAGAUGAGCCUCCAAAUUUCAGCUCAAUUCAAUCAGGUAAGCAGAAUGUCAAGAGUGAAAGAUGGCUCCAACAUGAAGUAUUCCGACUCAUUGAAUUGCACAUGAGUCUGGUUGAGGAAGAAGAUCAAGAUGAAGCAGUCAUCUCUCUUCUAUUAAGAAAGACUGUUUCAUUUUGGGUCAAAGAAGGCUUGGCAUGUUCAAUUCUUGAGGACCUAAUAAGUCAGCAUUGGGAUGAGCUUUCAUACCCAUUUGCUGUCUUACUGUUUUGCUCUGAUUUUGAUGGUAAGGAAAAAAUAAUGGAGAACUUGUCAACAAGUUUUAUGAUAAAGCUGUGCUCAUCCCUGGUCACACUGAUGAAAAAUAAGGGUGAUUGUCCUGAGCUAAAUGCUGUUCUAACCAGCUUAGUGGCACAAAAGAGCUUUUGGAAGCCUUCCAUUGAAACACCUCCCAGCAUCGACCAGAUUGUGGAACACAUGAAAAACAGUGCUGUCGCUGAUCAAGCUCUUCAUAUCGAACCUAUUCAUGAUUCCCUAGACAAUAACAACAUAGUCGCUUUUUCAUGUGGUCAUCAGCUUAAUUGGCAUGACUACAAUGCUGAAGUUGCAGCAGCUCGUACCGAGGGUUCAGCACUAGGCAUUGUACUGUCCGAUGGUGAGGAUGUGGUUUAUCAGCAUGCCUGUCCUUCUUGUGUGGCUCAGUACUUGCAGCGUAUUAAACUGUGAUGUAUUGCUAAUUAGUUUGAUAGGUUCUAUGGUGUUUUUUUACUGUUGCAUUAAUAUAGCUAGAUGCAACAUAUUGGCCAGAAUUUUUUUUAAAUAUAAUUUUAGCUGAUUGGAUAAACUGAAGUCUGAGGGUGACUUAAAUAACUAUACAGUGUAAAAACGUGAAAUCACUUGGAUAUCUUCUUUGCGAGCUCAUACUUCUGAGACUGUGGGGAACUGAUUUCUACCUGAACACUUACAUGCAAAUUAUAUAUCUUGAUGGACGCUCAAAUUGACCAUUUUAUAAAAAUAGCGAUUUUUAUUGCUUUUUAUGAACUUAGUGGGAAAACAUAACUUAAGAAUAAUUGUAAGCAUGCCACUUGUCUCCCCUUUUCUGAAGAAAACACUUCAGCAAAAUGCACUUGAUCAUAUAUUACUUUACAGCUGAAAUGGACAUAAAGUGACUUGAACAACUAAUGUUUAAACAUUGGAGUUAAUCUAUCAUCCAGGCAUGGCCUGUUCCGGCCUAGGGACUCUGGACGUGACCUACCGUACGUAAUCUAUCUUAGGGUAGACAGGACAGAUAUCCAGUCAUAGCAGGUAACAUAUUUUUAUUUUUUGAAGUGCAAAUAUUACAGUUCACUUUGUAUGAUCAAGUAUGUUUGGCUGAGCAUGAUGAAUUUGAGAGAACAUACUUGUUGCAAUUAAUGAUGAUGAAUGAAAUUUAUGAUGUUGUAAUUUUAAUAGUUAUCCCUAAUUUUAUUUUUAAGAGAUAUGCUGCUCUUGAUGAUGAGCAUUUUACUAUUUGUAUAUUUAAACAUCAACAAUAUUUUGUCAAAUUUAUAAAAAAUUGUUGAUUGGGAAGCUUCAGUAAAUGUAUGCUUACGGUUUCUGCCAGGAGAUCAAUUACAGCAUUUAUUAUGUGAAGUCGAACUGAUUGGAAGUUGUUUUCUUUUAUAGAAGGCAUUGGUUAAAUGUAAAAAUGUUCUAAUGAUUGGAGUAGGUAUAAGCUUUGCAAUGACUAGAAGCUACAGGAAGCUCAUCCGCUGUUUAAAGUAAACUUGGUACAAAUGUAAUUGUUGCCAUAUUUAUUGUUAUCUAUUACAGUACAUACAUGUGGAAAAUAGAUUUUCUCAAGCAAUUGGUGCCAGCGUCUAGGGAUGGUGGUCAAGCACAAUCGAAAUGCCACUAUUCUAAAUCAACUGAUUUUUCUUGAUGGCGUGCAAUCUCUUAUGACAGAAAAUUAAUCAAUCAAAGUUACCGAAAGAUUUGAGUUUUGUUACAAUACUAUACUUAAAUACAGGAUAUUUUUAAAACUGUAAAUCUUUUCCCUUUCCCUUUUUCUUUAUCUUUUGUGCACUUACCUAUGUUUGUGCUAAUCAUUGAGAGGAUCAAUCUUAGUUAAAUUGCUUUACUAAAUGUGUGAUGAAAAUGUGAUAAUAUGUUGUAAGGAAGAGGUCUCAAAAGCUGUGAUGAGGAUUCUGCUUGUAAGCUUCAAGCAAUUGUAGUGUUUUCCCUUGGGUUAAUCAAUCAUUUGUCUUUUUAUGUCAGGCCAACUCUGUGACGUCAACAUAAUACAUUUGGAGGUACUCUUGAGUAUGUGUAGUUGCUGUUAGUUGACUCAAUUAGAAGAAGCUUUUCAUAAGUAUAUAUAUUUCUAAUCUGGAAUUUUGUGGACAUUUUGUUGCAUGUAGUCUACUACUAACACUUGGAGUACCAUUUAAAAGACAUGUGUUGAAAGUUGUGGUUCCAGAAAAUGCUAAAAAAAAUUACUCUCAGCAUAAACAUUAAAAACUCGCUAGGAAGAAGUAUUAGCUAUUGAAACCGAUGCAUUGUAGAGUUCAUUGUUAUUAAUAUUGCCUGUUCUUAGUGUGUAUGUUUGAUAUGGUAUAGUUUUCUUUGUUUGGUUAAUCUCUAUUUGUGUUUAUUUUACUUCUUAUUUGUUUCUUCUUUAUUCUUUUAUCUGAUUGUUUCUUCUUUAAUUGAAAAAAAUGUGUUCCAGCCUACCCUAUUCCAUGGGUUUUAAAAAAUAGUUGUGUAUUUCUUAAGAAGUGCCAUCAACUCACUUCUUUGCCUUUCAAGGGAAAUAAAUAUCUGGUGACAAUUUCACCAACAUUAUGAAACACUUCCACUUGAUUUGAAUGGCAUUGAAAUCUACUUUAAAUCUAUUUUGCUCUUUCUCCUGGAGCUUUCUCUCUUUCUAGUCAAAAAAUAAGUUGCCAUUUGUUAUUUUGAAAACAGAAAUGGAAAAGGUUGUAAAUGUAAGCAGCUUUUGUAGCCAUGCUAAAAUCCCAUCAAAUGUAACAAAGAAGACUGGGGGGUUCGUAGUUAACAAUUAGGUGCAUGAUUAUUUAGUCUUUUGCUUUGCAGUUUCAAUACCAGUUUUAUACUUUUAGAGCAUGUAGUGCAACACCCAAGAGCAGCUGCACUUCACAAAUAUUAUAUCUUACAUUAAAAUUCAUCUUUGACUUGUAUGUUGUUUUUUGUACAUAAGUACAUGUCUUCAGCUCAAAAUAUGAUAAACUUUGGACCAUGAAGUUCCUGUGCUUCCCUUUUGAUGGAUUCGCUUUUGGAAGAUCAAGCAAAGACAGUCUGAAAAUUGAUAACUCAAUAAUUUUGUUGAGUGUUCAGAAACUGAGAUUGGACACAUUCAUGUGUGCAAGCUUUUUAGCUUUGUUGUUGAGCAUUGCUUGAGACUGGUCACAUUUGUACUUGUCUAUUCACCAAUGUUAUGUGAAAAUGCUAUAUAAGAAUUGAAAACGUGUGCUGAGAUCUGAUAUUGUUUUUUUUCGUCUGCUGUAUAUUGUACCUAAUAUAUUGGGUACCAAUUGUGACUGCAUUAUUUCAGGCUUGUAUUCACUUAAGAUAAAUUUAUCUGAAAGUCUUUUGCACAAAACUUAAACCUCUUAAGCCUUUGUAUGGAGUGUUGUUCCAUGUUCUCUCAUUUUGUAAGUACAUACUGCUCUCUAUUUUUUAAAUCCUUCAAUUGCCUUGUUUAGGACCUAAGCACUCUUUGACAAGAAAUAAAGUCAUGGUGGAAACUAUA